UUUUUCACAUUUUCUGGGUUUGUAGAUGCACUGGGGACACGAUUAUAGCACUUAAACAUGGAAAGAGUCAGGUUUUCACGAUAUGUCAUGAUAUGUCACCUUUUCUGGUAAAGAAGUUUUUUUUGCAGGCAAAAGUGUUUAAGUUACAUAAACCAUUUAUGACCAUUAUUUGAUAAAAAACAUUGUCUGAGCUGUUAACAUGACCUUUCAUGUUGUCUGGUUAUUAAGAAUAAUUGGUGUAAGAUUGGCGUAAGAUGUUACAUGUUUCCCGGCUUUUGAACCUUUCAUUGUGUAGCGUUUUUGGGGCAUAUGAGCCCCUUCUGCAAAUAACAGUAUGCCUGUUCCCGUGUGACAUAAUAGAGAUGCUGCCAUGGCAACCGAGGGGACUUCAGAAUGGAGCAGUUCGUCUGGGGUGCCGUUUCAAGAGCCUGGUUGUGUAAGACAUUAUGGGCUUGAUUAGGCAGCAGCUGAAGUGGCUCUCAGAGCGCUGCGUGUAAGGUGGCAGGGUGACGUGCGGCAGUGCCACACAGUCUGAGCUUUUGUUCCGGACUCAGUCGAGCUGACGGUGUGUCCUGUGCUCCCCUCGCACCAUGACUGCAUCUCUUCUCAUUAGUCUGAAUCAGAUGUACCUACCCUGCCUCACGAGCAACUUUCAACAGAGAGAAAUGGCCUGUGUUCAGAAUCAUGAUGUCCAGUCCAACCCUGUCCAAGUGAAUACAAAAAAACAAUGACUGCUGUGUCCAUACAACAAAUGCGUCCAUUGAAGUAUUAUAAAAUAUUAUGCACUAAAUGAAACCUUCAGUUGUCAGUUAUUAUUUUUUUUUUUCUACAUUGCAGCUCCCUCAAUAAACAAAAAAAGAUGCAUUAAAUUUGACUGAUUCAGCAUACUUUUGUGUGCAAAUUCAUCUUUUUUCUAUUUAGUCCAAAAAUGGAACUUGAUAAGGGUUUGUUUAUUCAGGCUGGAAUUUGAUGAUCAGGUUUAGGACAUUGCAUUGCGAAAUAGGGUAUUUACCAUAGUGUUGUUGGGUUGUAUACUGCACAUUUUCACCGGUGUGGUUGGUCAUCUUGGUAAAUGCAUGCUUUGUGUGGUAAAUACUGCUUAAAUAGUAUGCAAUAUGCACAGAGUAUCAUUCUAGACACCCUCAUUAAAAAGAAAAAAAGAUUUUACUUUUACAGAGCUGCUGUCUUUCACAGAGGCCUGCUGAAUUUAUUUAUUCUGAGGAUGUCUCUUUUUUUCCGUAAAACGGAUCAGAUUUGACCUAGAUAUCCACUCUUUUGUUAUGAGAGUGGAAGGCUGUGUAGUUUUGUAAUGAAAAGCAGACUACAAUAGCCGUCCAGAAAUCAUUUAAGCAACAGUCUCUGCAAGAAAAGCACGAUAGGCUUUGCCAACUGCUGCUGCUGUCAAACUGAAAAAGAGAAGUGGGAGAUUUCUCCUUAUUCUGGAGACAUUUAUGAUCAGAUUGAGUGUGGGCCAGUCGUUUUGAUUUUAUUUUGGCUCAGGUCUUAGUAUUUAGUUCAGUGGGCUGUUUAAUGAGCAUUAUAUGACUGUAAUUAAUUCCCUCAGAGAAUCCUCUGUUUCAUGAGUUUGUCGUUACAGUGUUGCUGCUUGAAUUUUUCACAGCGUUCACAUUUAGCUUUGAUUGGCUUGAUUUUCCCUUUGAAAGAAGUGGGCCUGCAAGAUAUUAUGAUCCAUUGGAGCUAAGUUUAAUUGGCAAAAAGUGUCUUAAGUAGGGCUGCGAGUAAUUGAUGAAAUCAGUAAUGAAAAUAAUCAAAUAAAUUACAUUUGAUUAAUCUCAUGUUACAGAAACCUUGCCAUUUUGCAGAACACUUGUCAUAACAGCCAUGAAGUGAUUCAACACAUGUUGCGAUUAACUUUAAAAACCCUACAGCUGAUGUUACAUGGAUUAUUUUAACAAUGCUCUUAGUAUCUUUCUGAGCCUUAAAUGUGUCAGUUGUGUCUAUUAAAGGGGUCAUCGGAUGCGAAGUUCACUUUUACAUGUUGUUUGAACAUUAAUGCGUGUUAAUAAUGCAGUGUAUGUACAAAUCUGCCCUAUAAUGAUAAAAAUCCAUGCAGUGGUUAUUAAUUAAUCUGUAAAAAUAAUAUCCCCUUUUUCUGACGUUGUGGCGUCACACCCACAGAGGCCGCUCCCACAAUAGUUGAUUGACAUGAGCGUUUUACCUCAGAUCAGCUGUAACAGUCUAACCUCCAUGUUUUGAUGCUGGAGCAGGGAUGUAAGUUAGACAAGAAUUGCGCGAUUGAGGUGUUGUGUUGCUGGAUGUAAUAAUGAACAUAGUGGUUGUCAUUUACUCCUGACAUCUGACCGCUGAAGAUGCAGUGGAUUACGUUUGUUUGUGAAGGGAAUGUGCCUCCCGAUCUACAUAUAUCCAUCUGUUCACACAAAUCAUUUGUGUUCCAGCUUCACUUACAGCAGAAAGAGAAGAGAGGGGCGGAGUGAGCAGAGCUCAUUUUCAUUUAAAGCAGCCUUGAACCAGAAUGAGAUGUUUUUUGCAGAGCUGAUUUUGACAAGAUACGGCGCUCCUGGAGUGGAAAUGACUGGACUUCAUAAAGACACUGCUGCCGUCACUCAAAUACACUUCCUCUAUGGACAGGGAAGGAUACUUUCUUUGUUGGAUGACAACACCAUUCACCUAUGGGAGAUUGUGCAGAGAGAAAACCGCUCACAUUUGGUGGAGGUUCACAGCUUCAACCUGCCUGGCAGGCCAGGCAUCGAGAGCACAAGUGCGACACGUGUGACCGUCAUGCUGUUGAAGCUGAGCUGUGAUCUUCUUGCGCUUGGAACUGAAGGAGGCGGGGUGCACUUCCUGGAACUGCCCACCCUCACCUUACUAAACAAGUCCCUGUUUCAGGAUGAAAUCAUGCAGAGCGUUCCAGAGGAGUACAAGUGUGGAAAAUCAUUGGGGCCUGUGGAGUCCCUGCAGGGACAUCCGCAAGACUCUGAUAAAAUCCUCAUUGGUUACAGCAGAGGUCUGGUUGUACUCUGGGACCUCAACAGUCGGCAUGUAGACAACCUCUUCCUGGGAAGGCAGCAGCUGGAGAGUUUGGUCUGGGAACGGUCCGGGAACAGCUUUGUUAGUUCCCAUAGUGAUGGCGGAUACAUGGUGUGGGCUGUCAGCAGCAGCAAUCCCUGCACUCAUGACCCCAUCUCAUCCACCAUACCAUAUGGCCCGUUUCCCUGCAAAGCCGUGAACAAGAUCCUGUGGAGAACAACACAAUCAGGAGCUGCUCUAGUGUUGUUCAGUGGCGGGAUGCCCAGAGCCAGCUAUGGAGACAGACACUGCUUAACCAUCCUUCAGGACAGCAACCACGUCACCCUGGAUUUCACCUCACGUGUCAUAGACUUCUUCACCAUUCACUGCACAGGCAAAGAUAAGGAAUUUGAUGACCCAUCAGCACUUGUGGUUCUUCUGGAAGAGGAGCUGGUAGUGAUUGAUCUUCAGAUGGCUGGCUGGCCCACUGUCCCUGCUCCCUAUCUGGCUCCUCUGCACUCCUCUGCCAUCACCUGUUCAUGUCACAUCUCAAAUGUUCCUCCCAAACUGUGGGAGAGAGUGAUCAGUUCAGGCCAGCAACAGUGUCCUCUGCAGAACUAUGAGAAUUGGCCAAUAUGUGGAGGGAAAAACUUAGCACCUGAUCCAAAGCAGAAAGAACUGCUGUUAACUGGUCAUGAGGAUGGUACAGUGCGUUUCUGGGAUGCGUCAGGAGUAUCGCUCAAACCGCUGUACAAACUGAGCACAGCCAACAUCUUUCAGACAGACUGCGACCACAACGACAGCCUGACGCAGGCCGGGGAGGAGGAAUGGCCUCCGUUCAGAAAGGUAGGAUGUUUUGACCCUUACAGUGACGAUCCAAGAUUAGGAAUCCAGAAGAUCAGUCUCUGUAAAUACAGCGGGAAACUGGUGGUGGCUGGAACUGCUGGACAAGUUAUAGUUAUGGUUCUUAGCGAUGAGAAGUCUGAUCACAUGAUUGAUGUGGCCACGGUGGACCUGCUCCAGGACCGAGAGGGUUUUACGUGGAAGGGUCAUGACCGGCUGCCUCCAAAGAGCGGCUCGGUAGUGUUUGCGCCUGGAUUCCAGCCGGUUGUCCUGGUGCAGUGCAUGCCCCCCGCGGCUGUUACUGCGGUUACCCUGCACGCAGAGUGGAACCUCAUUGCCUUUGGCACCAGUCAUGGCUUUGGCCUCUUUGACUACCAUCGGCGAAAUCCAGUGCUGGCGAGGUGCACUCUACACCCCAAUGACUCUCUGGCUAUGGAGGGCCCGCUGUCUCGAGUGAAGUCUCUGAAGAAGUCCCUGCGCCAAUCCUUCAGAAGAAUCCGAAAAAGCAGAGUCUCAGGAAAGAAGCGUGCUGUGGUUAAUAGUCCCACCAGUAAAGUUCAGGAGGCUAACGCCCAGUUGGCGGAGCACGAUGCUGAGGUGACACCAGUGCAGAGACGGAUUGAGCCCCGCUCUGCAGACGACUCGCUGUCUGGAGUGGUUCGCUGCCUCUGCUUCGCUGACACUUUCCUUAGAGAUGGAACACAUCACGGACCUACAAUGUGGGCCGGCACGAACUCUGGCUCCGUGUACGCAUACGCUCUGGAUGUACCCUCGCAGGAGAAGUUCUCUGAGCAGAGUGUGGAGGCGCUGCUGGGUAAGGAGAUCCAGCUUAUGCACAGAGCCCCAGUGGUGUCCAUCGCUGUGCUGGAUGGCCGAGGGAACCCUCUGCCAGAGCCAUACGAAGUCUCCAGAGAUCUGGCCAAAGCACCAGAUAUGCAGGGCAGCCACUCUGUUCUUAUUGCUUCUGAGGAGCAGUUUAAGGUUUUCAUGCUGCCUAAAGUAAGCGCGAAGACCAAGUUCAAGUUGACCGCCCAUGAAGGCUGUCGAGUACGAAAGGUGGCGCUGUCGAACUUCACCAGCGUUAGCUCUGAAGAGUACUCUGAGAACGCUCUAGUGUGCCUUACAAAUCUGGGUGACAUCCACGUGUUCAGCGUGCCAGCACUGAGACCGCAAGUACGCUACGACUGCAUCCGCAAAGAAGACAUCAGCGGCAUUGCUUCCUGCGUGUUCACUAAGACUGGGCAAGGAUUCUACCUGAUUUCACCCUCGGAGUACGAGCGCUUCUCGCUGUCAGCUCGUGUGAUCACAGAGCCGCUGUGCCGAGUGGAUGUGGAGCGACCUCACGAUCUCUCUGCUCACAGCGGUUCCAGCACGACGCUCCCACCACAGGCUAAUGGAACACACAAGACACAAGCAGAGAGCAAGUCUGUUGAAACUGAAGGGUUCUUGGAUGAAAUGCGGAGCGCCUUAUCCUCGCCCGUCCUGGAUUCUCCAAACAGCAGUGCUGACAUCACUCUGGACACCACGGGCGAGCUCACUGUUGAGGAUGUCAAAGAUUUCUUAAUGACUGUGGAUGAAGCUGAGAAUAACUUCAGAAACAUCACUGAGGAGGAUGGGAGGCCUCCUGGAAUUCUCAUCAACUGAGGCGAGCUAGCAGACAGCUGGAGGAGCAGUUUUGGGACUCAUCAGCUGAACUCAUUACUUCUAAUUGGAUCUUGAUCGAGCGGUUUGUGACUCCGGAAGUUGCACCAAACAUUGUUCAUGAAGUUUUUGCCAUGGGAUUGUUGCACUUUUUCCCUGUGCCAAAAGACUGAAUGAUCUAUUCUGUUUUGCUCUUUUUCUUCACCUUUCCUCCAGUUUUCCUUUCCAAUUUUUUUUUUUUUUUUUUUUUUUUUUCCCGACAACCAUUGGUUCCUUUGAGAGGCCAUAAAAUGGUACAUUUGAGAGGUGACUUUUAAAGGGAUCAGGCAAUAAAACAGUCGAGAUGUUGCACAAUGUCUGUAUGCAGGUAGGGGGGGCUACUUGCACUGAGCCCAUCAAGUUUUUCUUCUCAGUUUGUCUUUUAACAUUCCUGUUUUGUCACAUCACCUCUCAUCUCACUGUGUGCCAUUAAUUAAUGCUAAAUCAAAUCAAAAUGCUUAUUUUUAGAUAUCUGGUGUAUAAUUUGCCUCUUUUAGUUGAUUUCCUAGUAUACAUAGCUGCUACAGUUCAUGCAUCUCUAAGGGUAUUUUAGGGCGGCCAACUGCACAACAGAAAUUAACUAUUCAUAAUUAAGUGCCCUGCUCAUUUAUGAAGGUAUAUGCUCUCUGUAUGAAGCGUUUGCUUUUUUCCUCCUGACAGCCUUUUCAACAAUAUCUGUGAUACUGUGAUGGUUUCUGACCACAAAUCAGGAGUCUAUUGAAAAGUUCAAGUUAUGGACCCUGUGGGUUUGAUAGAGAUAUUUUCCUUUCAUUCAGUCGUCUUUAUUAUUAUUGUUAUAAUUAUUAUUAUUUUUAAAUAAUGUCCCUUAACCACUUGCCAUUGUAAGUAAUUCUGGCAGUUAACUGUGAAGUGUGUAAUUUGAAGGAACGUGGUGUGUAUUCGCCGCAGUAAUUCUAACCAGUUUGUUUUCGCCACAGUAUUAACACGGUAUGAAGGAGCUAAUGACUUUUUCUAUUUACAGUAUUAGAAUAAUUUUAUAUGGCUUAUAAGGGUUGGUACUUUGUAUUUUAUAGAUAUUUCACUGGCAUUUAGGUUACUAGGCAUUUCUAACACUGCAUUUUGUGGGGCAAUUAUAAACAGUUGUGUAGUAUAACAAAAAAUGACUAUACUAUAGACGUUAGCAUAGCUAAUUGAGGGAAUAGGAUGAGUGUUGCACAGACAUUUGAAUGAGACACAGCUGGCUCUUUGGGUCAGAUAAUGCAGAUAUUAGUCAGUGUGCUUUUAGAAGUAAAGUAUGAAUUUUAAAGUGAAAGGCUCUAUUUACAUUGUAAUUACAAAGAAAACUGCACAUAAAUACUUUGCUUGGUAUCGACUCGUCGUCACGUUUUCACCCUGCAUUUUCUGUUUUUUUUGUUUUGUUGGUUACAAGUCAAAGGGACCUCACUAAUUGUAGUUUAAUUUUGUUUGUAUAUUUGCCUUACAUAACCUUUACUUUCCAUCCAGCACCUAUCCUGUGAACAUGUAUUUAAUUUUUAUUUUUCUUGUGUAGAAUUUUAAUUUGAGAUAUAGCAAUGCUAAUGAAAUCUUGAAUGUUAAUAAAGUAUUUACUCCACAUUUUA
Molecule: messenger RNA, 7091 nt
Organism: Labeo rohita (rohu)
Lineage: Eukaryota; Metazoa; Chordata; Actinopteri; Cypriniformes; Cyprinidae
Gene: llgl1
Product: LLGL scribble cell polarity complex component 1
Exons: 23
Coding region: 2362-5475 (1037 amino acids)
Biological process (GO): establishment of spindle orientation; cortical actin cytoskeleton organization; regulation of protein secretion
Cellular component (GO): plasma membrane; cytoplasm; cortical actin cytoskeleton
Molecular function (GO): myosin II binding; GTPase activator activity
Source: RefSeq, a predicted model, not a curated record